AUGACCAAGAGGCAAAUCACAAGAAAAUGGGAAAUGUUCGCUGGACGGAACAGAUUCUUCUGCGAUGGCCGGUUGAUGAUCGCGCCCAACUCUAGCAUCUUCGUUCUCACCGUUUUGCUAAUUACAAUCACCAGCACAUUGUUUUUUAUUUACGAUUGUGCGUAUUUAGCGGUGAAUGUCACUAUUGCGAUACCAAUCAUCGGCGCCUUGCUUUUCCUCUUUACCAUGCUGUCGCUAUUACGCACAUCACUCACCGACCCCGGAAUUAUCCCGAGAGCGACACCCGAUGAGGCCGCUUACGUAGAGAAACAAAUCGAAGUAACAAAUUCGGCGAAUUCGCCGACGUAUAGGCCUCCACCACGCACGAAAGAAGUGAUCGUCAAGGGGCAGACGGUGAAGUUGAAGUACUGCUUCACGUGCAAGAUUUUCCGACCGCCACGUGCCUCACACUGCAGUUUGUGUGAUAAUUGCGUUGAUCGUUUCGAUCAUCACUGUCCUUGGGUUGGUAAUUGCGUCGGCCGAAGGAAUUACCGCUUCUUCUACAUGUUUAUAGUCUCUUUAGCGUUUCUCGCCGUAUUUAUAUUUGCUUGCGCAAUAACUCAUUUAAUUCUAAUUAGUAAGGACGAGAGUGGUCAAUUCCUGGAAGCCGUUAAAAAGUCACCGGCCAGUCUGAUAGUAGCACUGAUAUGCUUCUUCAGUAUCUGGAGUAUUCUCGGCCUCGCCGGCUUCCACACAUACCUCACAACCAGCAAUCAAACCACAAACGAAGACAUCAAGGGUUCAUUCGCGUCGAAACGCGGCCAGGAGCCGUUCAAUCCGUACUCGCAGGGCAAUGUGUGUUUAAAUUGCCUGCAAAUCCUCUGCGGACCAUUGGGUCCCUCUCUAAUCGACAGGCGUGGAAUUGUCACCGACGAGUACAAAGCCGAACUGUCCAAGCACCCUAUCACCGAGCAAGUGCAUUUACCCCAGAAAAUGUACGGCCUGCCCAUUGCGCCCGUUAGUAUUAAUAACGCGCCGCCGAUAACAGCCGACAUGCCGGGCGUGUACCGCCAGACGACGGAAAACACAGAGUCGAACGCUGGCAGUGUCACACAACUGGUGAACAACGAACAACCGCUGGCGAUUGUCGCGAUGUCAGAGGCCGCAUCCAAUCUAAAACCCACGCAGUACACCUCGCAGCCAUGUCUGAAUUCGGCGCCGGUGUACAGUAAUGUCGCGAGUGAAUUGACCAAGUCGCAGUCGCUGUCGCAGAACCUCGACGCGCACAUUGACGUCGAGGAUUUAUAUCUCGACCCGGUGGAGAUGUCCGACGCGCUGGUGCAUAACAACGCGCUCAACGCGACGGAUAAACGCAAGCUGGAGAACAACGACCUCACGCCUAAAGAUAAGGAGAACCUCCUGAUGAGCGCCAACCGCAUGCAGAUGCUGCGCGAGACGACGAUGAUCGAGAGCGCGCUCGAUCUGGAUUGAUCCGAACGGACCUCUUUUAGCGUUUUUAUUUUGUAUAUGUUAUAUUAGUAGAGUUUUAUUUAACUGCGCCCGAAGCAGACGGACACUUACGCAUCAUAGGAGUAUUUAUUUUUGUACGAAACUGGCAAUAUUUUUUUACAUUUACGAAUAAUAUUGGUUUCGUCGGCCGUUUCAUGUGACUAGUUUUAAGCAUCACACACACACACACAAAUAUCGUUCAAUCAUUUGUAUAGAUUUGUAUUUAAUACUUGUGAGUUUCUGAGAUAUGUUCGACUUUUGUAAUGAGAAUUUCUAAGACUUUUCCAACGCGAACGAAUCAAAAGUUAACUAAGAGAUGCCGGUUCAGAGGUGAAUAUCGUUCAAUGCUUUACAAUGUGAUCUAACUUUAACUAUACUUAAGUUAAUGCGUAUUCAUUGAUUGAUGAUAGACUUUUAUAUGUUUUUAUUUCUAAUGCGUCUUAUUUUUGUAUUAAUACGAGAAAUCGAAAUAUUCUAUUAUUGUUAAGAAGCGUCGAGUUAAAUAUUGAACUGAGGGAUGAGGCAUCACGAGGGUACGAGAAGUUAUUGUUAAUACGAAGAUACAAUUGAAAUACGAUGGCGAAUGUUAUCGUGGUUAUAAAUAUAUGUAAGUAUGCGUUUA
Molecule: messenger RNA, 2110 nt
Organism: Dalotia coriaria
Lineage: Eukaryota; Metazoa; Arthropoda; Insecta; Coleoptera; Staphylinidae
Gene: app
Product: Palmitoyltransferase app
Exons: 8
Coding region: 1-1470 (489 amino acids)
Biological process (GO): peptidyl-L-cysteine S-palmitoylation; protein targeting to membrane
Cellular component (GO): endoplasmic reticulum; Golgi apparatus
Molecular function (GO): protein-cysteine S-palmitoyltransferase activity
Source: RefSeq, a predicted model, not a curated record